AUGGGUGCAUCAGAUGUCACGUCAGCUGCCGCAGCCAACAAUCAUCCUGGGGUGGUUCCUGGCACAGUUCACCUUAUCGACAUUGCCACAGAACAACAUGGCGGCGCAAUCGAGCUUGUCCCACGCCCAAGCGACGACCCCGAAGACCCGCUCAACUGGAGCAAACGUCGCAAAUAUUUGUCUGCCGCGAUGGUUUGCGUGUACACUCUGGGUGUUGGUCUUCCUGUUACUCUUCAGUACUCGGUUCUUGUCGACAUCACCCGCGAUACCGGCAUUUCAACAGCGGAUUUGGUUCAAGGAACUGGUGUGAUGUUUCUCUUCUUAGGAUGGAGCUGUCUAUUCUGGCAACCCAUUGCCCUCACCUACGGUCGCCGUGGCGUCUACCUUAUAUCAUCACUUGUAACCGUCCCUCUUAUGGUGUGGACGGCGUAUUCCCGCUCGUCUGGCGAAUGGUACGCUCAUCGCAUUUUGUUGGGAUUUUUCGUCGCCCCCAUCGAGGCCUUGCCAGAAGUCAGCAUUCCUGAUGUGUUCUUCGCCCAUGAACGGGGAUCUUGGAUGGCCCUUUAUGUCUUCGUCCUAUUUGGCUCAAACUUUCUUGCGCCCCUUGUCGCUGGGUUCUUCUCCCAAGCAUUUGGCUGGCGAUGGACUAUGCACUUCGGAUCAAUGGUAGCGGCCGUUACCUUCCUCAUCUUGCUCCUUUUUAUGGAGGAAACAAUGUACUUUCGGGGCGCUCUUGAAGGCCUCGAAACCGAACAGUCGCAACCAACUUCGAAGGCCGCAGAGCUCGAAGGCCAGGAGGACAGGAUCGAGAAGAAGUCUGACUACAACACGGGCCCCAGAAGCGAUGAGCCAUCAACCGGUGAUGUUACCCGGACCAAAAAAAGCCUUUGGACGAGGCUGCAACCGUUUCACAAGAUGCAAGGCCGCCCAAGCAAGACGGAUAUGUUUAAGGCGAUGCUAGCCCCCCUCCCCGUCAUUUUCCAGUUCCCAAAUGUUACCUGGGCCGGUUUCAUCUAUGGUAUCAAUCUCUGCUGGUAUAACGUCCUCAAUGCUACUACCAGCCCUAUCUUAAGUGCCCCCCCGUACAACUGGCCGACUGGUCUGGUGGGAUGCAUCUAUAUCGGCCCUAUUAUCGGCGCAGCUUUUGGGACUCUUUGGGCUGGAGUGGUCGCUGACCGCCUCACCUUAUGGCUUGCUCGACGCAACAAGGGCGUGAGAGAGCCCGAGCAGAGGCUAUGGCCUCUUGGCCUGUCCGCAGUACUAUCAUGCGCUGGGCUUAUCAUCUGGGGAGUCGGCGCUCAGCAUAGUAUUCACUGGGCAGGCUUGGCUAUUGGUCUUGGAAUCCUUACGUUUGGCUGCGUAACCGGAGGGUCUAUCGCCUUGUCAUACAACAUCGAUUGUUUCAAAGAUAUCAGCGGCAACUCGACGACCUCGGUUAUCAUCAUUCGAAACACGCUUGGAUUCGCGAUAUCCUAUGGGAUUACCCCAUGGUAUACCCACAUGGGCUUACAGAACUGCUUUAUCAUGGCCGGGUUUCUGGCCCUCGGAUGUACGAGUACAUUUCUGCUUAUGGUUUGGAAAGGCAAGGCUCUGCGACAGCAUUCAGCUGAUAGAUACUGGAGAUAUGCUGAAAAGACCUUUCACCGCGAGGCAAUCUGA
Messenger RNA from Fusarium falciforme, 1659 nucleotides. Its product is annotated as Major facilitator superfamily. Gene Ontology annotation, biological process: transmembrane transport. Lineage: Eukaryota; Fungi; Ascomycota; Sordariomycetes; Hypocreales; Nectriaceae. Gene Ontology annotation, molecular function: transmembrane transporter activity. The record is from RefSeq and is a predicted model, not a curated record. The transcript has a single exon. Bases 1 to 1659 code for a protein of 552 amino acids.